UCUAUCUUAUCCCCACUUUUAAUUCGUGCGAAAAGACAGGUAGCUGUGUAAUCAUCAUCUUCAUCGCCACCAUUCAUAUACCCACAUGCAUUCAUACCAUCAAAAAUGCCACCUGCAAGGCCUGAUAUAAUCGCUGAAGGCAAACAUGACGUUCCAUUUCGGGAAAAGAGAGCUUGUUCCGGAUGCAGAGCGAUCAAAUCAAGAUGUAUGAUUCAAGAUGAUAGUCAAUCUUGUUCUCGUUGUACAAGAUUAGGAAUCGAGUGUAACUUCUUGGAACAUCAUCGGGGCGUAAAGAGUAAAGGUGUCAAAGAUGAAAGCGGACAUCGCGGUCAUCCUGCCAAAACCUCCGUUUCCAACAAAAGAUCACCCGCUUCUUCUAGCAGUAGGUCACCAAAACGACAUACAUCGUAUGCUGUCCAACCCUUUUCUAUUCAAUCUAUGCUUUCUGUAGAUCCCUCUCAUUCUACCUUGCUCUCCUCUACUACAUUCUCCAAUAUGCAAGAAGAUGAUGCAGGUCCAUCCAAUGGAACCGCAAAGAAGCCAAUGGUAUCACACGACAGUAUUGAUGAAUCUCAAUUCAUCGUUGAGCAUAUCCUCUCAACCGAUAUCAUCACCCGCGACCAAGCAAUUGAUCUAAUUUCCUUCUACUACUUCAAAUUGAACCCGAUCAUCGCCUUACUCGAUCCGCAAUUGUAUAGCACUGACGCACUUUUAUCCGACGAUCGUCAUCGAUUUUUGUUGGCAUCUUUGUGCACCGUUUCUGCUAAAUUUUGUAUGCCUGAUAAAUACCUUCGGUUGUUGUCAUUCUUGGAAGCGCCCUUGGCAAGGAUCUCGAGUCAAGAUAUUGCACCUAAGCAUGACUACGUUCUCUCAUUGUCAAUUCUGGCAAUGUGGAAGCAUCCACAAGAUGGCACGAGCUGGCGAAAGUUACGUUUAGCAGUGACGAUGGCGCUUGAGCUCGGUCUACAGCAUACAUUCAACGAAGUGUUUAUCAGUAGCGCUCGAUCAUCAGGUCCACGCAAAAAGCCACCACCAAGAGAUUUCGUUCAGAGACAGAGAACAUUUUUGCAAUUAGCAUGUUUCGAAGAUGGUUACCAGGAUCAACGUAGGAUUCCCAUGGCGAUCGAUCGCUCCCUUCUUCCAGAACCAUGGCAGUGGAUCGAAUGGUUGGGCGAUCAGGUACAGGAUAUCGAUAUUCGACUGGCAGCUUCCCGCGAGAACGCAUUAGUCAAACAGAAUUUGAUGCGAAAUCUCAAGAGAGAUGCUGGAGUAGGACAAGGAAAUAGUGGAAGCAUCAAAGGUGCACUAACAAAAGCCAUUGCCGUUCGACGAAUUCAAGAAAUCGAAAUGGCAAUCGCAGCAGAAAGGGCGAAUACACGGAUAUGGAAACAACCUUCAGAAUACGGAUUGGGAAGUGGAAGGAUGCAUUCUGGAAGACCUUGUUUGUUGUUCCAUACAGCAAAUACGAUGUUCAAUUAUCAUCGUGCGUUGUAUUCGGUUUAUUGCUCAAACGUGAUGAAAGAUUUGGAUCCUGCACGGAAGCAGAGUGUAUUCUUGGAUUGCUGUCGAUUAUCUGUGGAGUUGUUUGAGCUGAUCGGAGGACCUUAUGGUGAACAAGACUACUUUCGAUUUGUUCAUGAUAUCGUCAUUAUGAAUCUUGCAGUUGCCGCCGUCUGGAUCAGUGAUAAUUGGCGUACUAUGCCUGCCGAUUUGGCAUUACAAGCAGCUCUUGCCGUUACAACUGCUGCCAAUACCACAGCAUCUUGUUUGGACAGAAAUUUGGAACAAGCUUCUUACCUAGCCAAGUUCUUGGCCUACUGUUCGGAAAAGAUCAAUCUCUUGCAAACCACAAAUGGAUACGUUAACGGGCAUCAAGGACAAAUUGCACAACCGGACAAUAAUACCGUGCUGCAACCCAAUGGAGUUGGAAUGCAACAAUUGAUGUUUGAUUCAAAGCAUGUUCAAUCACCUUCAGGUCCGAUGGUAAUAGGAAAUGGUAGCUUGCAGACAGCAGCCGCUUCUGUCUCGCCAGAAUCUUUGUCGCUUUUCGACAUGUACGGAAAUAGUGGAGAUCCUUCUUUGCAGUAUUUGCAGGAUCUGCUUUCGGUUCCUUGCGUUCAGAUGGAUGAAGCAGACGGUCACAAUAUCUUGUCCUUCUUUUACGACGAACGAAAGAGGCAGCCGUGAUGCUGCAUGCAGGGAUCCUUUGUCGACAUAUA
Messenger RNA from Meira miltonrushii, 2219 nucleotides. RefSeq lists its product as uncharacterized. The coding region runs from base 106 to 2187 and encodes 693 amino acids. The transcript has a single exon. Lineage: Eukaryota; Fungi; Basidiomycota; Exobasidiomycetes; Exobasidiales; Brachybasidiaceae. The record is from RefSeq and is a predicted model, not a curated record. Gene Ontology annotation, molecular function: DNA-binding transcription factor activity, RNA polymerase II-specific; zinc ion binding; transcription cis-regulatory region binding. Gene Ontology annotation, cellular component: nucleus. Gene Ontology annotation, biological process: regulation of DNA-templated transcription.